Ictidomys tridecemlineatus (thirteen-lined ground squirrel) is the source of this 905-nucleotide messenger RNA. It is a transcript of the gene Higd2a, whose product is annotated as HIG1 hypoxia inducible domain family member 2A. NCBI's taxonomy places the organism in Eukaryota, Metazoa, Chordata, Mammalia, Rodentia, Sciuridae. Gene Ontology annotation, cellular component: mitochondrion. Gene Ontology annotation, biological process: mitochondrial respirasome assembly. The record is from RefSeq and is a predicted model, not a curated record.
UUCGUUUUCCCCGCCCCUUUCAUGACCUCAUCAGGAGGCGGAGUCCAACGUCCGGAGUAUCUCCUUACCUCUGUUGCCCCAGACAUGGCAACUCCCAGUCCUGUGACUCCCGAGACACCCUUUGAACCAUCUAAGCCCCCAGUCAUUGAGGGCUUCAGCCCCAGUAUUUACAGCAAUCCGGAAGGCUUCAAGGAAAAGUUUCUUCGCAAGACUCGAGAAAACCCAAUGGUACCCAUAGGCUGCCUGGGCACGGCGGCCGCCCUCACCUAUGGCCUCUACUGCUUCCAUCGCGGCCAUAGCCAGCGCUCACAGCUCAUGAUGAGAACCCGGAUCGCCGCCCAAGGCUUCACGGUCGCAGCCAUCUUGUUGGGUUUAGCUGCAUCGGCUAUGAAGUCUCGACCCUGAUGCCACUGCCGGCUCGUGAAAGCUCCGCGGAAGAUCAUUCCAAACCCCAGGAGCAACCACCAGCCCUGACAAAGAGACUCAUUCCCUGUCCCCUCGACAGGCUUCAGGCCCCUGUGUUGUUUAGGGAGGAAGUGGCCGACAAGAUUUUUUCUUUUUUCCAGAAAUCCCAGAUUCGGUGGUUUGGGUGUUGCCCUUCCUCCCUACUUAAUAAACUCUAAUCCACCAGUGGUAUAGUGAAUGCAUUCUCAGCCUCACUCCCAUGGCCAAAACCAUAGUUUGGGGUCUUUGGUUUUAGGAGGAAUUGGACUGAAUAUUGGAGUGACCCUUAAAAAUCAUGGCGUCUGGUCUUUCCCAAACUCUCCUGGUUAACAGUCACCUGGGACACUUGUUAAAAGGGGAGAUUUUAUGGGCAUAGUGGUGCGCGGCUCAGUUGACUAUGACAAGAGGAUUUCAAUUUCCAGGCCAGCCUGGGCAAUUAAAGGAAAGCUAUAUCAAAUUUU